UGGGGUGGUUAGAUGGAUGUACACACCAAGAUGCAUAAUGGUUAGUCCUAAACUACGAAAUGCUCACUGCAUUGGUGCCAUUCUUGUUGAUAGAUAACAUAUUAUAUAAAUUUUUAAAAAUAAUAUCCAACUGUAUGCAUAGUUAGUUUGAUGACUAAGUGAUGAGAUAUCAGUAUCUAUAAAAAGCCUAUAGAGCUAAGAACAAAGUUCACCUUAUCUGUCUUCACUCCAAGAAACCUCUUAAAUAUCGGACAUUUCCAAGAGUCUUUCCUCUUAAACAUCGUAUAUCUUGUUCCUGUUUUACACUACCCAAGAAAGAAUUAGUGCGUUUAAAUAAACCAUUAACCAUUCACUCCAACCUUCUACAUUUGUUUCCAAAUACUCUUUUGAGGUAAGUACUGACAUCGACUCAUCGAGAGAGAUCGAUUAUUCCGAAAGUCUUUUCCAUCCAAGUGGCAAAAGGAACAAUGAGUGGGUUAAAUGGAAACAGCCCAAGAAACUCCCCAAGGAAAACAUUUAGCCCAAAAAAUUCUCCAAGAAAAACAAACACAACUCUAAAACAACUCCUUUUAGAUUCAAGGAACAUGACAAAUUUUCUUGAUUCUGAGACAGAGGAAAUGCUUUCUCUAAUAUCUUACUGUUCUUUCACUGAUCCACAAGAAUCCCCUUCACUACAAGAUUUGAAGAGGCUAAAACUCAUCCAACUCCUUUCCAUCAUCAAGACUAUCAUUAAACCACUUGAUGAUCAAGUACUUUCACCCCUUUUCAUAAUGUUGUCAUCUAAUCUUUUUAGGCCUCUCCCCCCACCAAUUCAUUCUGCCGUCUCAGUAUUACUGGAUGACGAUGAUCUUAUCAGCAAUCCAACACCCUCCUGGCCACAUUUGCAAAUAGUUUACGACAUUUUCCUCAGGAUUGUCAGUAGAACAAGUGUUGAAUCGCUUCGUAUCUACAUAGACCAUGCUUUCCUCCUUAGUCUCCUCACGUUGUUCCAAUCUGAAGAUCAAAGAGAACGCGACAACUUGAAGAAUGUGUUCCACAGAAUCUAUUCAAAGUUAACAUUCUACAGACCAUUCAUGAGAAAGACUAUGCAUGAUGUAUUCUUGCACUAUGUUUUCGAGACUGAUCAAAGGCACCCUGGAAUUGGAGAGCUUCUUGAAAUAUGGGGCACAAUUAUAAAUGGAUUUAGUGUUCCUUUGAAAGAAGAACACAAGUUUUUCUUGAAUAGAGUUCUUGUCCCUUUGCAUAAACCAAAAGGGAUGCAAGUUUAUCAUAGGCAGCUGGCUUAUUGUGUAUCUCAGUUUGUGCAAAAAGAGCCUGAGCUUGGUGAGGUUGUUAUAAGAGGCAUAUUGAAGUACUGGCCAAUCACAAAUUGCCAGAAGGAAGUUCUGUUUAUUGGUGAACUGGAAGAACUUGUGGAGACUGUUGAUCCACAGUUGUAUAAGGAACUUGCCCUGCCUUUGUGCACCAAAAUUACCAAGUGUUUAAACAGUUGGAACUCGCAGGUUGCUGAACGCGCAUUGUAUGUGUGGAACAAUGAGCAAUUCUGGAAGAUGUUAUCACAAGCAAUGGAAGAAGUCUUUCCAGUUCUAGUGGAAGGGAUGGAGAAGAACUUGCAAGGACAUUGGAGCAAAAGUGUUAGACAAUUGACGGGGAAUGUGAAGGGAAUGCUGGAAGCUCUAGCACCAUUUCUCUAUUCCAAGUGCCUUCUACAGCUUGAAAUCCAAGAAGCCGGUGAACGCAUAAAAGAGAUGAGAAGAAAAGAAAUUUGGGAAAAAAUUGAAAAUGCAGCAAUGGAUAAGAGAACAUACUGUAAAUGCAUUUCAUAAUUAACAGAUACAAAAGAGGCCUUGAUAGUGAGUGUUCCCCACAGCAUCAUGUCCUCUGACUUAGCACAAUUGAAUAUCCCAGGAAAUAUCUUACAAUCUCAUGUCAGUUUACUGUCUAUGGCUAAAGACAUUUUCCCAUAUGGAGACAGCGAUAUACACGAUGUAACACAUUUCAAUAAAGGGGUGAUACUUCAUAUUUCAAAGAAACAAAAUUCAAUUAAAAAAAUUAACACACAGAAUUGUCAAUACAGCAUCUUUGAAUUUCGCAUUUCAUUUCUAGUUAUAACUAUCAAAUAUUUUUUCAUCUUCCUUUAGACGGUAACUAAAAAAUAGUGCAGGAUAAAAUGACAUAAUAUUUUCUUUAAAAUGAUACAUAAAAUUUAAACCUCUCUACCAAUAACCACAAAGUACAGACAACAAUUAUUUCUUUCGCCCACCAUCGAGAUCAUUCAUACCUCCCAACGGACCAUCACUUUCAAACCUCCAGAUGAGAAGGUGGAUCAACAAAUUCUGAGACAUCUAGCUAUGAUAUCGUAGACUAAAAUCAAACAAUGGGACCUUAUAAUGGAAAGAUAAAAUCAGGAAAAGUUGCUCUUCAACCCAAUAUAAAAUUCUCACACCCAAUUAUCUUAAGAUUUAGGAUCUCGCCCCUUCAGGACAGACACCAACAAAAUCAAAUAUAAUUGUUGCAUCGCACACCUGUACACUAAAUUUGUCAAACCUCAGCUUCUCCAAUUGUCCAGCUAACUGUUGUGCCCAAAACCUGCAG
Solanum pennellii is the source of this 2595-nucleotide messenger RNA. RefSeq names its product serine/threonine protein phosphatase 2A 57 kDa regulatory subunit B' beta isoform-like. The transcript is spliced from 2 exons. Gene Ontology annotation, molecular function: protein phosphatase regulator activity. Gene Ontology annotation, biological process: signal transduction. The coding region runs from base 468 to 1826 and encodes 452 amino acids. Gene Ontology annotation, cellular component: protein phosphatase type 2A complex. The record is from RefSeq and is a predicted model, not a curated record. NCBI's taxonomy places the organism in Eukaryota, Viridiplantae, Streptophyta, Magnoliopsida, Solanales, Solanaceae.